Closterium sp. NIES-65 is the source of this 852-nucleotide messenger RNA. NCBI's taxonomy places the organism in Eukaryota, Viridiplantae, Streptophyta, Zygnematophyceae, Desmidiales, Closteriaceae. The record is from the annotation of a GenBank genome assembly.
AUGGCGCCACAAGCUCAGCCCCGGGCGGCGCCACCAAUGGAGAGGACAACAGUGCCGCCGGCGCAGACAAAGGCUGCUGCUGUGACGAAGAAGAAGAAGCCAGCGACGGCAACGAUCGAGGCGGCAGGGGCUGCGUCGAUGGUUGCGAUUGAGGCGCCAGUGGCACCUGUGACCGUGGGGCCUGAACCAAGGAUCGCGCGGACUGCGGGGCAAGCAACAGAGAUGGCCGGGGAGGGCGGCGGUGGCGAAAGGAUUGACCCCGGGCCCUUAGAUGCGGAUGAGUCCGCCCGCGGGGAGACCGAUAAAUCGGCCCACGAGGCGCAGACGAACCGACGCGCGCCUGAGAAGAACCGCCGCCAGAAGCCGCGGCCGCAACAACAUCAGCGGCGGCUCGGAGAAGGGCUGGCACCCGCCCGACCUGGGCCCCUUGUGGGUUGGACGCAUCAGGCGGAUCCGCCCCAGGCAGUUGCUGAGGUGGAGGGCGGCGCCGACCAGUCAUCACCGCUGGAGAUCGCGGGAGAAGAGGCGGAGGCGCAGGAGGAGAGGGAGAGCGCCGCCGAAGAGGCAGAGGAGAGGAGGGCCGCGGCGAGACGCGGCUGCCACCAAGGGGGAACGAACCGGCAGCAGGCCCUGCGGGAGCAGGCCAACCGGAGAGCUGAAGGUCGACCGCCGGAAACCGUGACGCCUGGAGCGGCAGCGCGAGGAGCGCGAGGGAGGGGUCGAGGCAGGGGAGGAGGCCUGGGAAACUUGCUACUGCCUCACGAUUCCCCUGCUGCGGCUUUCCAAGAACCCGACCUGCCAAGGAGCCUGGCGAAUGUUGCUAUUCCUGCCCCGACUUACACUGAGAGCUAA